CGUUGUUUUUUUCUUUGUAUGUGGGACAAUGAUGGAUUGAAUAGUCGAUAUUUUUCCUAUUUGUAGUCUGCUCUGGACUUUCCUUCUUCUAGAUUUCAUUGCAAUCUCCGCCACCUCUUAUUGAACGACGACGGCUUUGACUUUCUCUAACAACGCGUCUUUUGGAAUCGGAGGAAUAUGUUCCUCUCUGUGUUUGAUUUGUGGGUAUAAUAUGCUCUUUCUCUCUCUGGAACAUCGUCAAGUAAGUUGUAUCAAUCAAUCUUGUAAUCUGUGUCAGUAGGAAUAUACACCAAGUUGGUUGCUUUAGCUGAUUUGGUUGUCAGAUUUGUUGUUGUUUUCGUGAUUUGUGUGAGUUUGAUUGGAAUUGAUAUAUGGGUUUUGUAUGGUUUUGAUGAUUGUUGAACCUGUGAUGUCAAAGAGGCCUUUGAUCUUAGGAUUAUGGGUUCGAAACGCCCUCUUUUAAUUCCAUCUCCAAGAACUCCGGGUGCCCCAGAUUUGCCUGUAAUACCUGCCUUUUCUGAUUUACCCAAACCCAGUUCAAGCCACCCUGGAUCAGUUUCUGGGAUGGAUUCGAUAAACCCAAUUGAGAAUUCCCCAAGCAUUGAAGUUGCAUUCCGUAAUUCGUCCCAGAGAAGCAUUUCUUCGACUCAGUCCAAGGGUUCUUCGAAGGAAGUCAGUUUUACUGAUUUGGGAUCAAAACCAGUUAGGUAUGGAUCAAGGGGAGCUGAUUCUGAGGGGUUUAGCAUGUCACGGAAAGAGAUCAAUGAUGAGGAUGCUAGAUUAGUUCACUUAAAUGAUCCAGCAAAGACAGAUGAGAGGUUUGAGUUUGCUGGGAAUUCGAUUCGGACUGGAAAGUAUUCACUUCUUACCUUCUUGCCUAGGAACUUGUUUGAGCAGUUCCAUAGGGUUGCAUACAUAUAUUUCCUUGUGAUUGCUGUGCUUAAUCAGCUUCCCCAGCUUGCGGUCUUUGGUCGGGGAGCUUCAAUAUUGCCUCUCGCCCUUGUUCUUUUUGUUUCUGCAAUUAAGGAUGGAUAUGAGGACUGGAGGCGGCACAAGUCAGACAAAGUUGAGAACAACAGAUUAGCUUCUGUAUUGGUUAAUGGUCAGUUUCAAGAAAAGAAAUGGAAGGAUAUUCAAGUUGGUGAGAUAAUUAAAGUUCAUGCUAAUGAAACGCUUCCUUGUGAUAUGGUCCUGCUCUCAACUAGUGAUCCAACUGGGGUAGCAUAUGUGCAAACUCUAAAUUUGGAUGGGGAGUCCAAUUUGAAGACCCGAUAUGCAAAGCAAGAGACCCUCUCAAAGAUUCCUGAAAAGGAGAAUGUUAGUGGUUUAAUCAAGUGUGAGAAACCCAAUAGAAACAUAUAUGGGUUUCAGGCAAUCAUGGAAAUUGAUGAAAAACGGCUCUCGCUUGGACCCUCCAAUAUUGUUCUUCGAGGUUGUGAAAUCAAGAAUACUGCAUGGGCAUCGGGAGUUGCAGUAUAUUGUGGACGUGAGACCAAAGCUAUGCUGAACAACUCAGGUGCCCCAUCUAAGAGAAGCCGGCUUGAGACGCAUAUGAACUUCGAGAUAAUCAUACUCUCUCUGUUUCUUGUUACUUUAUGUACAGUUGUCUCUGUCUGUGCUGCUGUUUGGUUAAGGCGCCACCGGGAUGAGUUGGAUGUCAUACCCUUUUACCGAAGAAAGGACUACUCUGAGGAUGAACCAGAGAACUACAACUACUAUGGAUGGGGAAUGGAGAUAUUUUUCACCUUCCUCAUGUCUGUUAUUGUGUUCCAGAUAAUGAUCCCGAUCUCUUUGUAUAUUUCAAUGGAGCUUGUCCGGGUUGGUCAGGCUUACUUCAUGAUUCGAGAUACCCAAAUGUAUGACGAGUCGUCAAAUUCAAGGUUUCAGUGCAGGGCAUUGAAUAUAAAUGAAGAUUUAGGCCAAAUUAAGUACGUAUUCUCGGAUAAAACAGGCACUCUUACUGAAAAUAAGAUGGAGUUUCAGUGCGCAAGCAUUUGGGGUGUAGAUUAUAGUGGUGCUAAAGCCUAUUUACAGAAUGAGGAGGACAGAUAUGGUGUUGCAGUGGAUGAUAAGGUUUUGAAGCCAAAGAUGAAGGUAAAGGUUGAGCCCGAGCUUCUAAGAUUGUCAGGUAGUGGAAAGCACACUGAGGAAGGGAAACAUGUUCAUGAUUUCUUUCUUGCGUUGGCAGCUUGCAAUACAAUUGUGCCUCUUGUCACUGACACAUCUGAUCCAACCACAAAGUUAGUUGAUUACCAAGGGGAAUCACCUGAUGAACAAGCGUUGGCUUAUGCUGCUGCAGCAUAUGGCUAUAUGCUUAUAGAACGAACCUCUGGCCAUAUUGUUAUCGACAUUCAAGGCGAGAGGCAAAGGUUUAAUGUGUUGGGUUUGCAUGAGUUUGAUAGUGAUCGAAAAAGGAUGUCCGUUAUAUUGGGUUGCCCUGACAGAACUGUGAGAGUGUUUGUUAAAGGUGCUGACACUUCCAUGUUCAGUGUGAUGGAUAGAUCUUCAAACACCAAUGUCAUACGGUCAACAGAAGCUCAUCUUCAUGAUUUCUCCACACUUGGCUUGAGAACACUUGUGAUUGGUAUGCGUGAAUUAAAUGAUUCAGAAUUUGAGCAGUGGCGCACUUCCUUCGAGGCAGCAAGCACUGCUUUAAUUGGUAGGGCUGCUUUGCUUCGCAAGGUUGCAAGCAACAUCGAAAGUAAUCUUAGCAUACUGGGUGGUUCUGCUAUUGAAGAUAAACUCCAGCAAGGGGUUCCAGAGGCCAUAGAAUCUCUUAGAACAGCAGGAAUCAAAGUAUGGGUUUUGACUGGGGACAAGCAAGAAACUGCUAUAUCUAUUGGGUAUUCGUCAAAGCUCUUGACUAGAAAGAUGACCCAGAUAAUAAUUAAUAGCAACUCUAAGGAGUCAUGUAGAAAAAGUUUAGAAGAUGCCAUUGCCAUGUCUAGAAAGCUCUCGACUAUCAGUGGGAUAAUGCCCAACACCGAGGAGAGUUCCAGAGCUGCCGUAAGUCCAGUGGCCUUAAUUAUUGAUGGCACAAGCCUUGUAUAUAUUCUUGAUAGCGAACUUGAAGAACAGCUCUUCCAAUUAGCCCGCGAAUGUUCUGUGGUGCUUUGUUGCCGUGUGGCUCCAUUGCAGAAAGCUGGAAUUGUUGCCCUUGUAAAGAACAGGACUUCUGACAUGACACUUGCUAUUGGAGAUGGUGCAAAUGACGUUUCAAUGAUUCAAAUGGCUGAUGUGGGAGUUGGCAUCAGUGGCCAAGAGGGCCGCCAAGCUGUUAUGGCAUCAGAUUUUGCAAUGGGGCAGUUCAGAUUCUUAAUUCCGCUUUUGCUGGUCCAUGGGCAUUGGAAUUACCAGCGGAUGGGCUACAUGCUUUUAUACAAUUUUUAUCGGAAUGCAGUUUUUGUUCUUGUUUUAUUUUGGUACACACUCUUUACUUGUUUCACUUUGACGACUGCAAUUAAUGAGUGGAGCAGUAUGUUAUAUUCUAUAAUUUACACAUCAGUUCCUACCAUUGUCGUUGGUAUUCUUGACAAGGAUUUAAGUAGGAGGACACUUUUGAAACAUCCUCAACUUUAUGGUUCUGGACUGCGACAAGAGAGCUACAACUCUGGAUUGUUUUGGCUAACAAUGAUGGACACUUUGUGGCAAAGUGUGGCAGUCUUCUUCAUCCCACUUUUGGCAUACUGGCACAGCGACAUUGAUGCAUCAAGUAUAGGAGAUCUUUGGACCCUUGCUGUGGUUAUUUUGGUUAAUUUACAUUUGGCCGUGGAUGUCAACCAAUGGAACUGGAUUUCUCAUGCAGCCAUUUGGGGUUCCAUUGUUGCAACUUUUUUAUGCGUCAUCAUAAUUGAUGCUAUACCGUCUUUGGUUGGUUACUGGGCCAUUUUCGUUCUCCUAAAAAAGGGUUUAUUUUGGUUGUGCUUGCUUGCCAUCAUCGUCGCCGCGCUCACUCCCCGGUUUGUUGUAAAAGUUCUGUAUCAGUAUUUUACACCUUGUGAUAUUCAAAUUGCAAGAGAAGCUGAAAAGUUUGGGAAUCUGAGGCAGUCUGGAGUUGUAGAACUAGAAAUGAACCCUAUCUCGGAGCCCCCUCGGAGAUGACUGAAGAUUAUUUUAUUCCUUUUCGUGUCUCCAUUUUUACCUUUUUUGUAGAUUAUCAUAUUCUUUAGGCUUCUUUAGAGUACAGCUCUCGGUUGCCGGAUUUUUCCUUGUUGUCUACUAUCCAAAGGGUAGAUUCAUACGCUUGUAUUUUGCAUCGUUUUCAACCCCCAGACUCCAUGUAAAUUAUCAAUCUUUACAGGAAAAUGAAUCAAAUUAUGCCUUGUAUCUUA
This is a messenger RNA of Tripterygium wilfordii, 4331 nucleotides long. Its product is annotated as phospholipid-transporting ATPase 1. The record is from RefSeq and is a predicted model, not a curated record. Gene Ontology annotation, cellular component: plasma membrane. Gene Ontology annotation, molecular function: ATP hydrolysis activity; ATP binding; magnesium ion binding. Gene Ontology annotation, biological process: phospholipid translocation. The transcript has 7 exons. Bases 439 to 4101 code for a protein of 1220 amino acids. Lineage: Eukaryota; Viridiplantae; Streptophyta; Magnoliopsida; Celastrales; Celastraceae.